Auanema sp. JU1783 is the source of this 2076-nucleotide messenger RNA. The record is from the annotation of a GenBank genome assembly. NCBI's taxonomy places the organism in Eukaryota, Metazoa, Nematoda, Chromadorea, Rhabditida, Rhabditidae.
AUGUGCCAACGUUAUGUAGCAGAUACUGGUAGGCAAAUAGCAUCGAGUGAUUGCUCGCAAAGACUGGUAGCUCUGAUCUUUUCUGAUGAUAAUGUGAAGGCUAAAAACCUUAUAGUUCAAUUGUGCCAAGGAUCAAGUGAUAUCCGUGAUAGGUUGAGCGAAUCUAAUUUGAUCACCCGCUUAGUAGACGAAGCUAGAACUAGUACGAACGACACGCAACUGCAUUCUACGCUUCUAUCAACGUUUGCGCAAGAUGCUUGGGGUAGAGCAACACUACGAAAGAUUGGAGCAUUAGAUCUGCUUGUUGAACGAUUUUCGAAGUCUGAAGACGAUAUCGAGCGCUUGUCAAUAGUUCAAUCGCUCAAGCAUUUCAUACAUGACACAGCAGGUAUGGCACAUUUGGCUCGUAGUUGCCUUUUCCUAGAAACUAUUAUUCGUGAUGUGCAACUGUUUGUGAAUGAACACAAGCUGCUCUGUGAGCACAAGCAAAAGUCGGAAGAUGAUUACUAUAGACCAAACAGUCCCUUAUUAAUGGAAAUAGAAUCUAGUAUGAGACGUCAAAGCGCUGAGAAUUCAGAACCAAGCGUUCUGCACAAAACGUUUUACUAUGCGCCACCUGAUUCGUUCUCACCUUUGUCUUCCCCUCCGUACAGCACCCCUUCAACAGAGAGGGCUUCUCCGGUUAACUCAACUUCUACAAGCCCUGAGCUUAGCUAUCUUGCAACCACCAUGGUCGAUACGAUUUCUUCGCUUGGUGAUAAGCAGGUUAAAGAAAUAGAUGUAGUAAAACAGAAAAAACACAUAAUCGAUACUGAACUCUGGUUAAUAACUUGGCAAGCACAAGAAGAUACUAACAUAGCUUAUCUCAUCCGUGAGGACCUAGUCAUUGAGAUAAUUCGUUAUUUAUCGCUAAUAGCAAAAGCUGAUUUUCGGGCAAGUAGAGCUUUAAAACGUAUGGCGUCUUCGAGAAGUUCUAUAGACACAUUACUGGAAAUGCAGUUUCAUAUCCGGGUUUAUAAAGCUUUAUGUGAUGUCCCUUGUAGAACUUUGAGAUUCAGUGCCCGAUGCAGCCGGUGUGAGAAAUGUAUAGAAUCAGGAAAAGAAAUUUUGAAGGAAUUUAGCUGCCACGUUGAUAGUGGCUACGGCGAUUCAUUCUUGGCUAGAAGAAUAAAAAGUGAGAAUUUCUUGGAAAAACUACAAGCUUCUAUAGCUAAAGUCCUACUUCUGAAAGAUACAGCUGGGUCUCGAAGGAAAAACGCUUCGAAUAUUUAUUCCAUCGCUUUUAACACUUUAUUCUCGUGUUUGGAAGAAAUUCUGCGCAAAUCCGAAGGAUCUUGUGCUAUUGACCAUACAACAUAUGCGGAUGGGCCAACCAUCAUAUCUCAAAUAGUUUUUGCCGUCUCGGGUUUGAUUUCUAAUCGGAAAGCACGAGAAAUAUUGGAAAUCGAUGAACCGUACAGCCAUCCAGAAGUUGUUUCCUGUCAAAUAUCACAAUAUAACACAAUAACUGAUAACGAAACUGUUCCAGACGACAGGGUGGAACUACUAGUGUUCACAAAUGAAUCCAAUGAAGUUAUAGUUAAGAUACCCCUGGAGAGUGCCUGUAAAAACAGUGAUUACUUCCAAGGCAUGUUUUCUAGUAAUCUGGCAGAGAAGACUUCUAAUAGAAGGACUUUCCAAUUCAAUUCUGCUGCUGAAAACUGUGCAGACGAUGACUUCGUGAGAUUCAUUCAUUUCCUAGCUGGAUGCCGUGAUAAAUGCUCACAAAUCGACUCAGCGUCAUGUUGCAAAGCCCUUAUUAAUCUGGCAGAUCGGUAUAUUUGCACUGCUUUAAGUGAAUGGAUCUGCACUCCACAUGGGCCUGCUAUGAAAUUCUUAACUGGAGAAAUUCUGCCAGUUGUCCUCUUUCUAUCAUUAUUGACUGAAAUGUAUCCCAGAUUACUGAACAAAUGUUUCUUAACACUAGUACGAUAUUGCUCAGCAGAGGACUUACAAGAAACUUGCGACAUGAUUUCUUCGUCACCCGUUAUAACAACUUUAUUCAUCAAAGGAUUCAGGGAGUUUUUAGGAGAAUAA